Molecule: messenger RNA, 3019 nt
Organism: Tachysurus vachellii
Lineage: Eukaryota; Metazoa; Chordata; Actinopteri; Siluriformes; Bagridae
Gene: ccdc106b
Product: coiled-coil domain containing 106b
Exons: 7
Coding region: 232-1233 (333 amino acids)
Cellular component (GO): nucleoplasm
Source: RefSeq, a predicted model, not a curated record
GGGCUUUUCUUCUUUGAUUGUUGACUUUUGUGAGAAGUAAAAUAUAAAAAAUAAUUCACAAACAAAACAACCCAAAAAUUAAAGAGUAGAGAUUAAAUAUUUUAGACUGUUUGUAAUCAACAAAAACGAAUAACAACAGCAAAAUAUUGGAUUUAUUCAACGCCGCUAGCGUUUAUACUUGCAAACAAAGUUGAACAAAGUUAAAAUCCGGCUCCAUGUCGGACUGCAAUAAUGACUGAACCACAAAGAAGUGCGAGGAACUCAACAGAUUUGAAAAAUGAGGAUGGAUAUGAAAUCUCUAUUCCCUUUGAAGAAACUAAUGCAGACCAGACUGGUUUCUACAACGAGAAUGACCACAUGUUUGACGAAACCGUAUCAGGACAAACCGCUCCCUGCAACCCAUACCUGCUGAUUUCUAACCUUCGUGCCCAGCUGCAGAUCUCUCUGGAGAAGAACUCAUGGCUACAGAAACGAAUAGAGGACCUGGAAGAGGAAAGAGACUUCCUGCGCUGCCAGCUUGACCGCUUCAUUUUCACCACUAAGAGUCAGGAGAGGAACGAGCUUCAGCCUGAGGUUUCCCAACAACCCGUAUCCCAGAAGACCGUCCUACGCAGGGCUGCUACUCCGUCUACACGGCCCAUGAUGACUCGCUCUGGACAAGCGCGCAGCCAGACCCUAAAGCGGAAAAAGAAAAACAGUGUCCAAGAUGAGGAUGAGGAGGAAGUGAUAGAGGAAGAAGAGUAUAUAGAGGAGGAUGGCUACCUCGAAGAGGAGGAGGUCAUUUCCAAUGACGAUGAUGACUCGGACAGCAAAAGCUGCAAGAGAAGCCGGACUAAAAGCAGAUCGAAAGCCGGGCCGACACGAGUGAAAAGAACCCGAGUGUUUCGCAUUGCACGUGGGAUGGAGAGACAAAGAGUGAAAGACCCUGCUGGAGUUCUGUUCCGCUACAAGAAGAUUCUGGUGACGUACCAGAAGCUGAAGAGCAUGUCCAGAGCUUUCCAGGUCCACGGGGUCGACCGCAACACCGUAGCCUCCACCACUCCCAUCGCCGAGCUGCUCCUGGUCGCUCCGGAGAAAGUGGAAGAAGUCGGAGAGUUCGAUUCCGCCAAGGAGAAGCUUCUAGACUACGCCCGGCGCUGCUACAAGGCCCUUGACGAGACCGCUCACGCCAAGGUGCAGGCCUUGAAGAAAAACAACCUCCUGCUGCCCAUCUCUUAUAGAUUCAGGAACUGAUGCACUAAAUAAAAAACGCUGCAAAUGAAAGGAGGGAUGAAGGUCGCUGAUUAAGUCUCGCAGCAUCGACGCAAAGAACUGCACUGGGUUUAUUUUUUUUUCUACCUCAGCUUUUGGUUAUCAUUUAGACUGCAAAACAUUCCCAAACAGUCCAGUAGCAUCGCUGGGGUUGUAAUAAAGGUCACUCUUGUUUUUAGUGCUCGGGGGAACCGAAGUCUUGGACUGAGCUCAGAUAUCCGAGUAAGAAGAAGGGAGGGAGAGAUAAGCAGAAAAGGAACAAAGGGACAGACCGACUGAAUCUAAGCCUUCAGUUUGAGACGUAACCUCCUGACGAAAAUCACUGUAUUUAAAGACUCUGUAUAUAUUUUUGUACUCAUUUGGGUUUAAAAAAAAAAAAACAUUCUGUUUUGGUUAACACUGUAACGUAGCUUCCUUAAUUAUGUGAACGCUCCUGAUUUCCGAUUAUGUAAGAGAUCGAACCGUGCUCUUGUCCUGAGUUUGAAGGCAUGUCAAGGAGAAGAUCUGCAGACUUCAUUACCAGCGUAAUGAGAUUUAUUUGAAGAACCGACAGUUUUGUCUUGUGGGGCUUGUUUAACCUUCAGAUGGUCAGAAGUAUUUUUGCUAAAACUAUAUACAUGUGUAUAUAUAUUAUUUUUUUUAUACCGUAACACAUCUUCAGUAGUAUUGUACAGUCUUACACACAUUCCUGAUUAUGUAGAGCUAAGACCAAAGAUGGUGUCGUGUUGUGUAGUUGUGUAGUGAUCCUCAGGGAUGGAGCUCACGCAGUCUGAUCACUAAAACUGUAACUCUUCAUUCUCUGCCUUCUGAUAUGACUUUAAGUCUUUAAUACACUGUUCCAAUCCCGAGUCACUGACCUCCUUAAUGCCUGUGAUUAAAGGACGAGCGUUUGGCUCCGUGAUCCUUUUUUUUUUUUCUUUUUUUUUUUUUCAGUUAAGUAUCAUUUUGUAAUUCAGAGAGAAUCUGUAUGUUUCUCUGUUUGUCUUUUUUUUUCCCUCCCCAUUUCUCUAGAGGAGAAUAAACCGUAUGUUCAUUUCAGAUACGAAUUUACUUCUUAGGAAAUAUCACGUUUUGUAUAACAUCAUCACACGAGUCUGCCAUCACAGCACUAUGAUGUAAUCAGUGUCAGGUUUCUUUACGCUACAGCGUGGGAGAUUUAUUGUUUGUGUAUUAAAUUCAGCCGCGUGCGCACUUUGUCUCCCGCGACCUUGACGGGCUUCGAUCCCAUCGGUAGUCCACAGUGUAGACACGCCCACUUCUAGCUCGCUGUGAUUAACAUUUGCGGCUGAUUAUCUGCGUCUUAAUCUUUUCUGAUAUGCGAUAGGAUCACGAAGAAUCAUACGUGAGUUUGCUGAGUCGAUCAGGACCAACACUUUAUAUCUGAGCCACGCGAUCACAUUACAUCAGUGGGGAAAAGAGAGGAGCGGAUAGAGGCACGGGUCAUUAACAAUGAUUGGAUCCACACUUUAAAAAAAGAAAUCAUGGCGACACGGUGGAUAAAUGUAUGGGAAUAAAAAACUGCGUGUGGUUCAGUGCAUGAAUCAAAUGUCAGCAUUCGUAUAAAAUGACUUGAAGGAAACUGAUCAGAGACUCAAUCAGAAAGGAGAGUUAUUCAUCUUCAUUUCAACAGACAGCACACACACACCUCUCCUGUUCUCUCUCUCUCUCUGUGUGUGUGUCUGUCUCUGUGUGUAUCUCUCUUUCGCUGUCUGUCUCUCUCUCUCUGUGUGUCUCUCUCUCUGUCUUUCUGUGUCUCUGUAUAUCUGUG